GCAGGUUCUUCAGGUCCUGCAGAGAGAAGUUCACCGGGAAGUUCUAAAAACYAACCAAGUGGGCCAGGUUCGGACCGCUGGAUCUGGAUCGAAGCGGUUUAACACUUCCUACGCGCGUGUUCGUUGGAGGACAGAUACGGUCCAGAUGUUGUAGCGCGCGCAGAAUAAAACGGAACUACUAACAGAUAUUUGUCUUGAAGCUGUACACCUGUUUCAUUUGUCCAGCAACAGGGGCAGAAAACAAGACCAAAAACUUCUGCAUCACAGCGGAACAAACGGAUGAAUCAUUGAUUUUUAAGAGACUUCUUCUCUUUUUUUGUUGUUUUCUUCUUAUCUUUAUUUUUUUGAAGGACCAAGAAGAAGGAGAUCCAGGAGAUGACACUCCUCGCCUUGCUCAUCUUCUUCACUCUCUCCUGCACAUACAGCGGAGCAGAGAAUGCAGAGGAGCGGCUGAUGAACUACCUGCUGGGGCCAGAGCGCUACAACAAACUGAUCCGACCAGCUGUCAACAAGAGUCAACAGGUCACCAUCUCCAUCCAGGUGUCUCUGUCUCAGCUCAUCAGUGUCAAUGAGAGGGAACAGAUUAUGACCACCAACGUGUGGCUGUUUCAGGAAUGGAAUGACUACAGGCUGAGAUGGGAUCCAGACAAAUAUGAAGGCGUGAAGAAACUGAGAAUCCCCUCCAAACUGAUCUGGCUUCCUGACAUCGUGCUUUACAACAAUGCUGAUGGAGURUACGAGGUGUCCUUCUACUGCAACGCUGUGGUCUCCAACACCGGAGACAUUUUCUGGCUCCCCCCGGCUAUCUACAAGUCAGCCUGUCCCAUCGAGGUGCAGAACUUUCCUUUUGACCAGCAAAACUGYACCCUCAAGUUUCGCUCCUGGACCUACGACCACACCGAGCUGGAUCUCAUCCUCACCAGUGAUUUCGCCAGCCGGGACGACUUCACGCCGAGCGGGGAGUGGGACAUCGUUUCGCUGCCGGCCCGCAAGAACGAAGACCCCAACGACAUCACCUACCUCGACAUCACCUACGACUUUGUCAUCAAGAGGAAGCCCCUGUUUUAUACCAUCAACAUGAUCAUCCCCUGUGUGCUGAUCACCUCGUUAGCCAUCCUGGUGUUCUACCUGCCRUCAGACUGCAGAGAGAAGAUGACUCUGUGCAUCUCGGUGCUGCUGGCGCUCACUGUGUUUCUGCUGCUGAUAUCAAAGAUAGUGCCACCCACCUCUCUGGCUGUGCCACUCAUAGGUAAAUACUUGAUGUUCACCAUGGUUCUGGUCACGUUCUCCAUCGUGAGCACCGCCUGCGUCCUCAACGUGCACCACCGCUCCCCGUCCACCCACUUCAUGCCCGACUGGGUCAAGCACCUGUUUUUGGUCCGCCUCGCCACCCUCCUCCUCAUGAAGCGACCGGGCGCCUCCAACGUCCACCGAAAGUUUGCCAGCCUGAAGCCCGUCUGUAAAAACAAGUUCCCAAGCAGCUCGGGCAGGAGGCAGCCCUCCGACAUCCGACUGGCCGGAGUCCAGCCGGAUUAUGUUAACGAGGACUUUGCGCGCAGGUGUUGGUGGAAGCAGACGGAAAUUCCAGACGGACGGAUUUCGGACUUCCCAGAGCCGUGGGACGCAGACCUGGAGGAGGCAGUGGACGGAGUGAGAUACAUCGCUGAACACAUGAAGAUUGAAGACGACAGUGAAGGAAUCAUCGAGGACUGGAAGUACGUGGCCAUGGUGAUAGACCGCCUUUUCCUCUGGAUCUUCAUCCUGGUGUGCGUGGUGGGAACCCUCGGACUCUUUCUGCAGCCGCUGUUCCAAAGCUACAACACGCCCACAGCUGAUGACACAGAAUAUGGAGAUUUCUAGAGACUCUGGGAUGCAACAAGGAAAGAAAAACAUCCCACAUUGAAGCCUUGAGAAGCUUAAACCUCAUCUGUGGGGCUUUUGGUUGGAUUUGACAUGCAGCCAGUCUAAACCAAGCUGCCGGCUGCACCUGAUGUUUCUGCAAGACCGGACAACAAAUCAGACUCUGAAACCUGGUCUCUGCAAACAUCCGAGGAACUGAACUCCAAUAAAAGCCUGACAGCAUUYAUGGUAUUUUUUUAAAUAAGCAGCUUCUGUCAAGGUGAACUGUUGCAGGCUGGGUUCUUUUCAAUAAAAACAUUGUUAUUUUAGACAGCCUUUGUGGCUCAACAGACUCAUUGUCUUCACACUGCAGCUCCCAUGAGGUCAGCUCUUCUCUGCAGCAUCYCUGAUAAGAAAAAAUCACACAGUUUUUACUGCAGUGGAUUAGAAUUCCUCAUGUCUCCACGUUAUCCAAACCRAGGUUUAUUGUCACAAAGUUUUGUCCUCUUCACCUUUUUACGUCAUUAAAAUUUAA
Molecule: messenger RNA, 2374 nt
Organism: Austrofundulus limnaeus
Lineage: Eukaryota; Metazoa; Chordata; Actinopteri; Cyprinodontiformes; Rivulidae
Product: neuronal acetylcholine receptor subunit beta-2
Exons: 8
Coding region: 376-1860 (494 amino acids)
Biological process (GO): monoatomic ion transmembrane transport
Cellular component (GO): postsynaptic membrane
Molecular function (GO): acetylcholine-gated monoatomic cation-selective channel activity; transmembrane signaling receptor activity
Source: RefSeq, a predicted model, not a curated record